AUGGUGAAUGACAUCAAAACAGUUAACCCCAUAAACCAGUUAGUUAAGUUCGCGGAUGACAUGACAUUAGAAGUACCAGGGAAUGAAAACGGAGAUACAUCCCAAGCCGAAGUGGACAGUAUACAAACAUGGUCUGAAAAUAAUCGAAUGUCCUUAAAUAUGGAAAAGACGUAUGAAAUGAUUGUUAGGAGAAAUAUCCCUACGCUGUUGCCUGAUCCUUUUCCAUUUAUUAAACGAAGGACGUGGUUAAAGAUUUUAGGAAUUACAUUACAGGAUCUCCCUUCCAAGUGGGAUUUGCAUUUUGAUGAAAUGUUGAAAAAAGCCAGUGCAAGAAUGUACAUAAUGCGUGUCUGUAAAUACUAUGGCUUCCCAAUCAAACAACUGGACAUGCUGUUUAACACUUUAAUUAUGCCUAUAAUCACUUACGGCAUAGAACUUUGGGGAGGCGCAUACUUCAAUAAAUACAUUAGCCAAAUAGACAAAUUCAUCAAUCGCGCUCACAGAAAUGGUUACAUAUCGGAAAAAUUGAAUAUUAAGGAGAUAAGCAUCAAAAGGGACAAGAAACUUUGGGAUAAAGUAAUACAUAAUAAAGAUAAUGCACUACAGGAGCUUUUACCAGAUAAAUUAAAUAGACACCUUAGGCCAAGGGGACACGAGUUUGAACUUCCAUUAGUGAGAACAGAGCGAUUUAAAAGUUCUUUUGUAAAUCGAUGUUUGUUUAACUUUGUUUAA
Molecule: messenger RNA, 732 nt
Organism: Paramuricea clavata
Lineage: Eukaryota; Metazoa; Cnidaria; Anthozoa; Malacalcyonacea; Plexauridae
Source: the annotation of a GenBank genome assembly